ACACCAACCAACCAACACACACUUCACUUCCGAGCUCUUUGAUGUUUUCUGCUCAUCUUUCUCGCAAAAUCAACCACUCUCAUCUCCUUCUACCCUUGAUUUCAACAUCAAGAGCUGCCCAACAAUGUCUUUCAUCUCCCUAUCACACUCAUUCAAGACACAUUUUCAUUCAGGCAUUUCAUCAAACACUUGGCACGCAUUCACCAAAACAAGAUCACCACCAUUUCCCCACAUUCAACCCACCCCAUGUACAAAACCUCUACAAAUCCCUAACCUUAACCGACCCCACUAAUCAAAAUCCAAACUUGGAUGCGAUUAAAUUAGUCAAACUAUUACGUACUGAGUUUGACUCUGAAGAAGGGUGUGAGUCAACGCAUUUUCUUGAUGAGUCUGGGGUAAAACCCAGUGAAGAUUUGAUUAAUUCAGUGAUCUGGGGUUUGAGGGAUGAUUGGAAAUUGGCAUUUUUUGUGUUCAAAUGGGGCCAGAAAUGGAAAUGUUGUGAUGAAAAAGGUUGGAGCUUGAUGAUAUUUGUGUUGGGGAAUCAUAAGAAGUUUAAUAAUGCUUGGUGUUUGGUUAAAGAUUUGUAUCAAUCUUGUAUGGAUACUCAACAACCUAUGCUCAUCUUGAUUGACAGAUAUGCAGCUGCAAAUGAACCAGCCGAAGCCAUUCGCGCGUUCCAGCUAAUGGAAAAGUUCAAACUAACUCCCGAUCAAAAGGCGUUCUACACGCUUCUCGAUACCCUCUGUAAGCACGGAAACGUCGAAGAGGCCGAAGAAUUCAUGUUUCAAAACGCAAAACUCUUUCCGCUUGAAACCGAGGGCUUCAACAUUAUUCUUAACGGCUGGUGUAACAUAUACGUCGACAUAAUCGAAGCCAAGAGGAUAUGGAAAGAAAUGGACAAAAACCGCGCAAUCCCUGACGAAAACACGUACACACACAUGAUUUCUUGCUUCUCGAAAGUCAACAACCUGUUUGACUCGCUUAGACUGUACGACGAAAUGAAGAAAAAGGGGUGGAAACCAAACCAAACGGUGUAUAACUCGUUAGUUUACGUUCUUGCGCACGAGCAUUGCCAUGAAGAAGCGCUUAAAAUAUUAGACAAAAUGAAGGAUACGGGUUUAAUUCCCGAUUCUACCGCGUACAAUUUUAUAAUACGUCCGUUAUGUAAAGCGGGAAAAAUUGCGGAUGCAAGACGUGUGCUAUCAAGAAUGUUGGAAGAAAACGUAAACCCUAAUAUCGACACGUAUCAUGCGUUUCUCGAAGGAAAAGACUUGACGUGUGAAGAAAGUUUCGAACUGUUGGAACGGAUGAAGAAAUCGGGAAAUGGUCCGAACGGGGAUACUUUCGUUAUGAUUCUUGGUAAGUUUUUGCGGUUAAAUGAGGUGGAUAACGCGUUGAAAAUUUGGGUGAAAAUGAAGGAGUAUGAAGUUUUACAUGAUUCUGCACAUUUUGUUAUGAUGGUUGAAGGGUUAGUGAAGCAUGGGUUAGUAACUAAGGCUAGGGAGUUAUAUGGUGAGAUGGUUUCUAUUGGGAUUACGGUGGAUCCGAAACUUGCGAAGUUGUGUAAAGAUUUUUCGCGAGACGAUGAACGCAAGCGAAUGAAGAAACCGGGAACGAGAUAUGGGAAGAAACGCUUUCGUGGUAAACGGUCGAAAUCGUAGACAGUAGACUACAAUGGGACUGUAGGAGUAUAUGGUUUAUUAGGUGUAUAAGAAUAUGUUGAAGGUUUUGUUUUUGUUUUGCAACAUGACAAUGUUAGAUAAUUACUCUACAAAAAUUACAUAAUGAUUUUUUUUUAA
Messenger RNA from Helianthus annuus (common sunflower), 1799 nucleotides. Its product is annotated as pentatricopeptide repeat-containing protein At1g80880, mitochondrial. The coding region runs from base 42 to 1661 and encodes 539 amino acids. Gene Ontology annotation, molecular function: protein binding. The record is from RefSeq and is a predicted model, not a curated record. Lineage: Eukaryota; Viridiplantae; Streptophyta; Magnoliopsida; Asterales; Asteraceae. The transcript is spliced from 2 exons.